UCAGCUACUACAAAGCUAGCUAACAUUCAAGUUCAUCUCUUUGUCGUUUCUAAGCUUUAAAAAAAUGGACGUAGUAGCAAAGAUGGCCGGGAAGAAAGCCGUAGUGAUCUUUAGCAAGAGCACGUGUUGCAUGUGUCACGCAAUCGAGAGGCUAUUUUACGAGCAAGGAGCGAGCCCGGAGAUUCACGAGCUCGAUCGGGAGUUAAGAGGGAAGGAAAUGGAGAUGGCUCUCUCGAGGUUGGGUUGCAGCCCCGCCGUGCCCGUGGUGUUCAUCGGCGGAAAGUUCAUCGGCUCCGCCAACACCGUGAUGACGCUUCAUCUCAAUGGCUCCCUAAAAAAAUUGCUAAAGGAAGCUGGAGCUAUAUGGCUUUGAUGUUUCUUAGUUUCCUUUUGUGUUGUAAAUAUGCAAUGUAACGGUCAAAAUAAGUAAUGGAAAUGAUAACUUAUGAAA
Cucurbita pepo subsp. pepo (vegetable marrow) is the source of this 451-nucleotide messenger RNA. The record is from RefSeq and is a predicted model, not a curated record. Lineage: Eukaryota; Viridiplantae; Streptophyta; Magnoliopsida; Cucurbitales; Cucurbitaceae.